Messenger RNA from Adineta ricciae, 768 nucleotides. The record is from the annotation of a GenBank genome assembly. Lineage: Eukaryota; Metazoa; Rotifera; Eurotatoria; Adinetida; Adinetidae.
AUGCUUGCUACUAACAAAAUCCAAUGUGAUGUCCGUCAUUNUGAUGAGAACAUACGAAUCAAAUAUUCGAUUGGCUUCAAAGCCGAAUUUCUAGAUGUUCAAGUAGAAAAUCAUCGUGGAUCAUUGAAAACAGCCGUCUAUCGGAAGCCAGCAGCUGAGCCUUAUAUACUGCUGUAUGCAUCUGAUCAUUCGUGUCAUGUACACGUUAACAUACCGACGAAAUAUUAUGCCUAUACAGGUUCACUUGCGAGAGAUGUACGUGUCAUGAUUACAACACUGUGCAAUCCAUCAUUGAAUGAACUCUUUGUUCGGAAGAAGCCACUUGCAUCGUUCUUGACUAAGAUGGAAACAUCGUUGGAAACGGAACAUGGACAGAAAAUAUUAGGAGGAGGAGGAGAAGGAGGAAAAGAAACACUUGUUGUUGAUAUUUUUCGAAUUGUAAGUGUUCGUUUCUGAGAUGGAAAUAAACAAGACGCAUCAACAGAGACUCCAUCGAUGACUGUCAACAGUCAGUUCUGCUAUUCGCCAAUGUAUCGAAGAUAUUUUGGCCUAACACCUCCAAAUCCACGGCUAUGUAAUCAUCGAUUAUUAGAGGAUUAUAUGGAGGAGGAAGAAAUGCCAUGGACAUGGAUUGAUGUUGGCAAUGCACGUGAACGGCGCGAACAAGGCGAGCAAGAGGCCAAAGAUGAAGCAAGCAGAUUGACUUCUCGUUCCUCACCAUCAAGCAAGCAAACAUCAAUGAUGGCUCGUCUUGGAGAUGGAUAUUAA